AUGUCCUCCUCACCAUCUUCUUCUUCUUCUCCCUACCGCGUCUCCCGCCUCCCUCCCCCGCCCUCCAUCCCCCUCUCCGGCCCCUCUACCUCUCCCCAGCGUUUCCUCUACUUUGGCGUCAGACGGGGCACAGUGCCAGGCGUGUACACCAGCUGGAACGAGGCAACCACCCAGGUUGUCGACCACCCCGAUCCCGCUCUCAAAACCUUUUCUUCCAAGCUUGCAGCUGAGGCAUACGUUGCUGGCUGGGACGGCGCCGGGCGUCAUUCAUUACCUUCUUCCACGCCUCGACCUCUGCGCGAACAUCUUGCCAUGUCUUUCCCUGGGUCAGUCAACGCGCAGUCGCCCGCAUCACCUAGGCGACAAUCUUACCAUGCUCGACUCUUAUCAACGCCGUCCGAGCUCGGACCGCUUCCGCUUGAUACCUCAAUCUCUACCCUGCGGCCGGGUUCCGUAUCCAGAUCCUCCUAUCGCAAUAGCAUGGUUCGCAUCUCGAGCCCAUUGAGGCAGCAGGUGGACGAUGAGGAUGAGGUCAGCAGUCAAGAGUCUAGCUCGAGCGAGGGCAAAAGGACCACCAUGAUGAGAGCUGCCAGCUUUGUCGGCGUUGGCGGACUCCUCAGCCCGCCCCAUUCGCCAGAGGGUGAUGAAAAGAUAUUGGCAGGGUCCGUGAUGGAUAGGGAAAGGCCGACCACUCGACGAAACGCCAACGAUUCCGGUCCCUGGUCGUCCAGGGGCCAUCGGGAUUUUUCGUCUGCGCCCCAAUCUGCCCUGGGUCUCACCGGUGUUAGGUCGCCUCCGAACUCGCCCCAGAAACCAACUGCUUCGAGAAGGGCGAGCGCCAACACAACUUCUGGACUGUGGGCAGACUCUAUCCCGCAGCCACCGACGCCCGUCAGAGCUGCCACUGUGCCCCAACCAGACUUUGUCGACUCGACCGCUCCCAAGUUUUCUCGCUCGGCGUUGAAGAAAUCGGGUGUCGUCAUGCCCGUAUCUGCAAAGAGGUCUUCCUCGUCGCUAUCCCUCCGUGGCAACAUGUUCUCGUCUCCCAAUGGGUCGUCUUCCUCCCUCGCGUCAUCAUCUUCCAAUGGCUCAGAUAAGACCGUCCGUCGACCCUCGCAACCUCGUACCCCGUCCUUCUCCCGUCUGUCGCACUCUUCCUCCCAAGACCGCCUGGAAUCUCUCGCGGAGACUUCCAUGCAGGAGCUCAACGGGGAGGGUCCUGGCGUCUCUCCAUCCCUCGUACUGCCCCGCCCUGCCUUUAUGCGCCGCGUCAGUUCAGCGUCGUCUAUCAGCUCCAACGACUCUUUCACAUCCAUGGGCAGUAUGACCAGCGGCUCAUCGGCGCAUACCUCGUCUCUCGACUCGUGUGAGCCCAUCACGGAAGAGACAGAGCCGGAUGUACACAUCCGUCAGGCGCGCGAGGACGAGAUGCAGGAGCAAGAGAUGAUGGGUAUGUCUUGCACCAAAUCCGACGGCGACGCGAGUGUGGAUAGCGGGUCGAUGAAGUAUGUCAAGACGGGCAAGAAGAGUGGUGGCGGACUUUUCAAGAGGUUGUCCAAAGUGUUCAAGAAGAGCGACAAGGUUGACACCGGACGAAGAGAGAGCUUUUAG
This is a messenger RNA of Cryptococcus amylolentus CBS 6039, 1611 nucleotides long. RefSeq lists its product as hypothetical. Bases 1 to 1611 code for a protein of 536 amino acids. The transcript is spliced from 3 exons. The record is from RefSeq and is a predicted model, not a curated record. Lineage: Eukaryota; Fungi; Basidiomycota; Tremellomycetes; Tremellales; Cryptococcaceae.